Drosophila mojavensis is the source of this 370-nucleotide messenger RNA. RefSeq lists its product as uncharacterized. The coding region runs from base 1 to 366 and encodes 121 amino acids. NCBI's taxonomy places the organism in Eukaryota, Metazoa, Arthropoda, Insecta, Diptera, Drosophilidae. The record is from RefSeq and is a predicted model, not a curated record. The transcript has 3 exons.
AUGCAUGCACACGGCGUCAAUCCGUGGGGUGGUUUGGCGCAGUGUGGUCGUUUGUUCGCUUGCUCGCUCGUCGCUCACUGUUCGCUGCUCAGUGCUCACUGCUCAGUGCUCAGUGCUCAUCGUCGCUCUCUUCGCUCUUCUUCGAUAAUAUUGUCAGUGUGCGCCGCGUCGUCGCCGUCGCCCUCAACGUCGUCUGAGCAAACGCAAAUAGAACUUCAACUGGGCAGGCGGAAAGGCAGCGCAGCGCAAAGCCAGCCGCAUAGCAGUUUCAGCAGCAGCAACAGCGCCAGCGGUAGCAGCAGCGCCAACCCAAUGUGCGUUAAAAUCGAAAAUCAGCAAAAGAACACAACGAAAACAGGAAACUAGGAAA